Lepus europaeus (European hare) is the source of this 2197-nucleotide messenger RNA. It is a transcript of the gene CHAC2, whose product is annotated as ChaC glutathione specific gamma-glutamylcyclotransferase 2. NCBI's taxonomy places the organism in Eukaryota, Metazoa, Chordata, Mammalia, Lagomorpha, Leporidae. Bases 122 to 676 code for a protein of 184 amino acids. Gene Ontology annotation, molecular function: glutathione specific gamma-glutamylcyclotransferase activity; gamma-glutamylcyclotransferase activity. The record is from RefSeq and is a predicted model, not a curated record. The transcript is spliced from 3 exons. Gene Ontology annotation, biological process: glutathione catabolic process. Gene Ontology annotation, cellular component: cytoplasm.
CGGCAGUCGCGCCUGCGCCCCGUGCAGCCGGUUACUCGCGUCCGGAGGCUGCAGUCCCUGGCGGAUCACGGAGACCACUGCAAAGGACGGACAGCCACCGCAGCAGGGGAGCAGGGAAGAGAUGUGGGUUUUUGGUUACGGGUCCCUGAUCUGGAAGGUGGACUUUCCCUAUCAGGACAAGCUGGUCGGAUACAUCACAGACUACAGCAGGCGCUUCUGGCAGGGCAGCACGGACCAUCGUGGGGUCCCCGGCAAGCCUGGAAGAGUUGUGACUCUUGUGGAAGAUCCUGGGGGUUGUGUAUGGGGUGUUGCUUACAAACUGCCAGUAGGAAAAGAAGAAGAAGUAAAAGCAUACCUCGACUUCAGAGAGAAAGGAGGCUACAGGACCACAACAGUUAAUUUUUAUCCAAAAGAUCCCACAACAAAACCAUUCAGUGUGUUGUUAUAUAUUGGAACAUGUGAUAAUCCUAAUUAUCUUGGUCCUGCACCACUGGAAGACAUUGCUGAACAAAUUUUUAAUGCAGCUGGUCCAAGUGGAAGAAAUACAGAAUAUCUUUUUGAACUUGCAAAUUCUAUGAGGAACCUUGUUCCGGAAGACGCAGAUGAGCAUCUUUUCUCUUUGGAAAAAUUAGUAAAGGAACGCUUGGAAGGACAACAGAAUGUCAACUGCAUAUAAAGACCUCAUCAUUGAUUUUUCCAAACUAUACAUUGUAGUCUUCAGAUAAUAAUUUCAGUGUAUAGUGGCAGUAUAAGUUAGAAAUAUGUUUAUUUUAAGAUCAUAUUACUUUUAAUGUUGUAGUUGGGAUAUCACCUGAAUUUGUAGUUUAACUGCAAGUGUUUGAAACACUCAGAAGGUUGCAAUACAGAGGAAAAAAUUCAUUUUUUAACGAUGGAAUUUCCUAACUAUAUGAUAUUGAACACUUGCUCAUUAGAAAUGAGUUCUUUAGAAAAAAUACAUUGAAGGAUUCAGAUUUAGUUCAGUUCUUGUUUUUAUCAGUAAAAAUAAUUCUAUUGUUUCAUGUCACAAUACUAUUUUAAAGUUAUAGAGCAUCAAAGUCCAAUAAAUAUAAUAAAAUUAUACCUGCAAAAUAUUCCUGUACAAUAAUCUUAUAACCAUGGUUUAAAAUAUACAAGCUAGAAAUAACAUGUAAUUAGACGUGUAUGAUAAUACAGACAAGAUCUCAGCCUUGAUUAUGAAUUUCCUUGUUAUUUGGGUAUUAAAUAAGACUCAAAUUUAAGCUAAAAGAAAGUGGUGUUUUUCUACAUAAAAAAUUUCCUUGGAAUAUAAUGUACUGUACCUUUCCUUUUAUGUAUAAAUAUAUGUUGUUAUGUGGGGAAAAAGUCAUUAAACUAAUGAGCACAAACUACAUCAUACAAAUCACUUGCAUUAAUGACUUGGUCUGACUUGGAUUUGUAUUAUUAUUACACUAAAACUGGGAAAAAAAAGAUGUGUUUUCUGAUAUUACAAAUUAAGGGAGGGGCCACCAUUGUGGCGUAGCAGUUAAAGCCAUUACCUGCAAUUCCAGCAACCCAUGUGGGUGCCAGUUCGAGACCAAGCAGCUUGACUUCUGAUCCAGCUCCUGCUAAUAUGCCUGGGAAACCAGUGGGAGAUGACCCAACGGCAUGUGCCUCUGCACCCACAUGGUCGACCGGAAGAAGAUCCUGGCUCCUGGCUUCAGCCUGGCCCAACCUGGGCCACUGCAGCCAUUUUGGGGAGUGAACCAACAAAUGGGAGAUUCUCUCUCUUUCUCUGUUUCAAAUGAAUAAAUAAAAUUUUUUAAAAUUUAUUUAAGGGGUCUUGGAAAAGUUUGUGGAAAAUGUGUAUUAUGAAGAAACUAUGUUUGGGAGCAAGCACUUUGAAGAAGCAGUAAGAUGCCACUUGGGAUACCUGCACCCUAUAUCAAGUGCCUGAGCUUGAGUCCCACAUCCACUUCUGAUCCAGCUUCCUGGUACUGUGUAAAGUACCCUGGGACGCAGGAGAUGAUGGUUCAAGUGCUUCAGUCCCAGCCAUCCACAUGGGAGUCCUGGAUGGAGUUCCUAGUCCUUGACUUUAGCCUGGUCCAGCCCCACUGUUGCAGGCAUUUGGGGAGUUGGUCAGCAGAUGGAAGAUAUCCUAAUAUCGCUCGCUCGCUCGCUCUCUCUUUCAAAUAAACAAAAAUUUAAACUAUGCAUGGUUUUCAAAAAUUUCUGCACCAAA